CGAUGAGACCCAUCACAGUGCGCUGAGAACCAAUAUCAGAAACAAUGGGUUUCUCUUCUUCCUCGCGGCGCUUAUGCGUACCUUCGGUGCUACUGGUUUGCCUUUCCAUGAUUUUAUGCAGAGCACAAGGAGGAUCAUCUCGCAAGCUCUACAUAGUUUACCUUGGUGACGUGAAACAUGAUCACCCCGAUCACGUCGUGGCCUCGCACCAUGACAUGCUCGCCGGUCUUCUCGGAAGCAAGGAAGAAUCUGUUGCAUCUGUGGUGUACAACUACAAGCAUGGCUUCUCCGGCUUUGCUGCCAUGCUUACACCAGAACAAGCAAAGCAACUUGCAGAGUUUCCGGACGUCAUCAGCGUCGAGCGGAGCAAAACACACACCACAACCACCACAAGGAGUUGGGACUUUCUUGGCGUCAACUAUCAGACGCCGGCUAGUGAGCUGCUCCAUGGAACCAACUACGGGGAGGAUUGUGUUCAAAAUAACUAUGGGGACGAUGUAAUCAUCGGGGUGGUGGAUACUGGGAUAUGGCCGGAGUCAAGAAGCUUCAGUGACAAAGGGUACGGGCCAAUACCAUCAAGGUGGAAAGGAAAGUGCCAAGUCGGGCCAGACUGGGGCAUCAAUAAUUGCAGCCGCAAGAUCAUCGGCGCAAGGUUCUAUAGCGCCGGAAUCUCCGAUGAAAUACUCAAGACGAACUCGCUCUCGCCACGGGACAACCAUGGCCACGGCACGCACUGUGCAUCAACUGCGGCGGGCUCAGCCGUGGAGGCAGCAAGCUUUCAUGGCCUCGCCAAGGGGGUUGCACGGGGAGGUGCGCCGCGCGCUCGCAUAGCGGUAUACAAAACCCUGUGGGAAACUCCUCGUGGUCCGCAAGGAGGUACAGCAGGCGUGCUAGCCGCCAUCGACGAUGCGAUCUAUGAUGGAGUAGACGUCUUGUCUCUCUCCCUCGGUGUCCCGGGCGAGAACUCUUUUGGUGCUCUGCACGCCGUUCAAAAGGGGAUCACCGUCGUGUACACGGCCGGCAACAAUGGCCCCAUACCACAGACGGUUGGGAACACUUCGCCGUGGGUCAUCACGGUGGCAGCAACCAAGGUUGAUCGGUCGUUUCCCACGGUGAUCACGCUAGGAAACAGGCAACAAAUAGUGGGACAAUCUCUCUAUUACCAAGCCAAGAACUCGUCUGGGAGCAGUUUCAGAGAUCUUAUCUUAGCCGAGUUAUGUACCACGGAUGAACUUAAUGGGACCGACGUGAGCGGGAUGAUCCUUGUCUGCGUACCGUCGCGAAGGGAUGAAAGUGUGCUAACACCACUGGUAACUUUCCCACAAGCAUCACAAUAUGUCCGGAAUGGCGGAGGAUCUGGUCUCAUUUUUGCCCAAUAUACUAACGACCUUUUAAGUGAGACGGCAAAACUUUGCAACGGGAUUGCCUGUGUUUUCGUGGACCCUGACACUGGGGAGAGGAUCCGCAAAUACUACUUCUUGGACGCCACCAGCUCUCCAGUUGCGAAGAUCGAACCAGCAAGAACCGUUACAGGGAAAGAGAUACUGGGGCCAAAAGUGGCAUCAUUCUCCUCAAGAGGUCCAUCGCGUGAUUACCCCGAUGUUAUCAAGCCUGACAUAGCAGCACCUGGAGCCAACAUCUUGGCAGCUGUGGAAGAUUCCUACAAGUUCAUGUCUGGGACGUCUAUGGCAGCCCCGCAUGUAUCAGGCAUCGUUGCGCUACUCAAGGCUCAACACCCACACUGGUCUCCUGCCGCGAUAAAAUCAGCCAUCAUCACCACAGCCCAUAUAACGGACGAGCGUGGCAUGCCGAUACUGGCGGAAGGGCUGAGUCGGAAGACCGCCGACCCGUUCGACUAUGGUGGCGGCAACAUCAACCCCGGAGGCGCGGCCGAUCCCGGCCUUGUCUACGACAUUGAUCCCCGUGAGUACAACAAAUUCUUUGGGUGCACCAUCAUCAGGAGGACGACCGUGAGUUGCGACGAGACGACCCUACCAGCAUACCACCUGAACCUGCCGUCCAUUGCGGUGCCUGAGCUGAGGCGUCCGAUCACACUGUGGAGGACAGUGACAAACGUCGGUAAGGUUGAUUCUGUGUAUCAUGCACAAGUCCAGAGUCCUACUGGAGUCAGGAUGGAGGUUGAACCAAUAGUGCUCGUGUUCGACGCCAUGAACAAAGUUCAUACAUUUAAGGUGAAGUUGUCACCAAUGUGGAAGCUGCAAGGGGACUACACCUUUGGCAGCAUUACUUGGCGCAAGGAGCACAAGACAGUGAGGAUUCCUGUUGCGACUCGAAUGACGAUCCAUGAUUUUUAUGCAGAUGUAGCGUAAUUAAGUAGCCGGGGUGGAACAUAUGUAUAGGAAAUUGUGCUCUUAUUAUAUAUAUAUAUACCACUUCCUUCGUCUGGGUUUA
Molecule: messenger RNA, 2412 nt
Organism: Hordeum vulgare subsp. vulgare (domesticated barley)
Lineage: Eukaryota; Viridiplantae; Streptophyta; Magnoliopsida; Poales; Poaceae
Product: subtilisin-like protease SBT3.8
Exons: 8
Coding region: 45-2330 (761 amino acids)
Biological process (GO): proteolysis
Molecular function (GO): serine-type endopeptidase activity
Source: RefSeq, a predicted model, not a curated record